AUGGGCACCGCUUCGUCGCUGGUGAGCCCCGCGGGCGGGGAGGUGAUCGAGGACACGUACGGGGCGGGCGGCGGCGAGGCCUGCGAGAUCCCGGUGGAGGUGAAGCCCAAGGCCCGCCUGUUGCGCAGCUCGUUCCGGCGGGGCGCGGGCGCGGCGGCGCUGGGCGUCGGGCCCGGCUCGCUGCCCCGCGCGGCGGCCGGCGGCGGGCUGCUCGGAGCCAGCUUCAAGUCCACCGGCUCCUCGGUGCCCGAGCUGGAGUAUGCGGCGGCCGAGUACGAGCGGCUCAAGAAGGAGUACGACAUCUUCCGGGUCAGCAAGAACCAGGAGUUGUUGUCCAUGGGCCGCCGCGAGGCCAAGCUGGACACGGAGAACAAGCGGCUGCGGGCCGAGCUGCAGGCACUUCAAAAAACUUAUCAGAAGAUCCUUCGGGAAAAGGAAAGCGCAUUAGAAGCAAAAUAUCAAGCAAUGGAGAGAGCAGCUACAUUUGAACAUGACAGAGAUAAAGUUAAACGACAAUUCAAGAUUUUUAGGGAGACCAAGGAAAAUGAAAUUCAGGACCUCUUGCGGGCCAAGCGAGAGCUGGAGAGCAAACUUCAGAGGCUGCAGGCACAGGGCAUCCAAGUCUUCGAUCCUGGGGAGUCUGAUUCUGAUGACAACUGUACAGAUGUGACUGCUGCUGGGACGCACUGUGAGUACUGGACAGGUGCAGCCCUGGGCAGCGAACCAUCCAUCGGGAGUAUGAUCCAGCUGCAGCAGACAUUCCGGGGCCCAGAGUUCGCUCACAGCUCCAUAGACGUGGAAGGACCUUUUGCAAAUGUCAACAGAGAUGACUGGGAUGUCGCCGUGGCUAGUUUAUUGCAAGUCACUCCCUUGUUCUCACAUUCCCUUUGGAGCAACAGCGUCAGAUGUUACCUCAUUUACACGGAUGAAACACAGCCUGAAAUGGAUCUUUUCCUAAAGGACUAUUCACCUAAACUUAAAAGAAUGUGUGAGACAAUGGGAUAUUUCUUCCAUGCUGUGUAUUUUCCAAUAGAUAUUGAAAACCAGUACCUCACUGUCAGGAAAUGGGAAAUCGAGAAGAGUUCCUUAGUUAUCCUAUUCAUUCAUUUAACUUUACCCAGCCUUCUCGUGGAGGACUGCGAAGAAGCUUUUCUGAAGAACCCCGAGGGCAAACCGCGCCUCAUCUACCGCCGCUCCGAGGCCGGGAAGGUCAGUUCCGACUCCGUGCAGAGAUUCAUCGAGCAGGUGUCUCAGCUGCACAAGGCCAGCAAGGCCAAGAUUAUUGAUCACUCAGGAGAUCCCGCAGAAGGAGUGCACAAGAUUUACACUUACGUGGAAAAGACCAUCAGACAGGACCUCCUGGGCCUCGAGAGCACCGAGCCGGAGACGCGGGAGGCGGGCGGCGAGGAGGCCCUGCCCGAGGAGGCGGGCCCGGGCGACGUGCUGUGGGACCUCCACGACGAGCAGGAGCAGAUGGAGACUUUCCAGCAGGCGUCCAGCUCAGCCCAGCAGCUGGGCUUUGAGAAGUACUACCAGCGGCUGAACGACCUGGUGGCGGCCCCCGCUCCCAUCCCGCCGCUGCUCGUCUCUGGAGGACCCGGUUCCGGGAAGUCCCUUCUCUUAGCCAAGUGGAUCCAAUUGCAACAGAAGAAUUCUCCAAACACGCUGGUUCUUUCUCACUUUGUGGGGAGGCCGCUGUCGACCAGCUCCGAGUCUUCCCUGAUCAUUAAGCGGCUCACUCUGAAGCUGAUGCAGCACUCCUGGUCGGCAUCUUCUCUGACUCUGGAUCCUGGGAAACUUCUGGAAGAAUUUCCACGUUGGCUGGAAAAACUCUCUGCCCGCCAUCAAGGCAGCGUCAUCAUCAUUAUUGAUUCUAUAGAUCAAGUCCAGCAAGUUGAAAAGCACAUGACAUGGCUGAUAGACCCACUGCCAGUGAAUGUCAGAGUAAUUGUCUCUGUGAAUGUGCAAACAUGCCCUCCAGCAUGGAGGUUGUGGCCAACGCUUCAUCUUGAUCCUUUAAAUCCCAGCGAUGCCAAAGCUCUCAUCAUUGCGGAAUGCCACGCCUCGGACAUCAGGUUGAACACAGAGCAGCGUUUUGCUCUGGGGGCCAGCGGGUGA
Sorex araneus (European shrew) is the source of this 2118-nucleotide messenger RNA. RefSeq names its product nephrocystin 3 (gene NPHP3). The coding region runs from base 1 to 2118 and encodes 705 amino acids. The record is from RefSeq and is a predicted model, not a curated record. The transcript is spliced from 15 exons. NCBI's taxonomy places the organism in Eukaryota, Metazoa, Chordata, Mammalia, Eulipotyphla, Soricidae.